AUGUUGGAUAGGGGCCCCCGAGUUAUACACACACCACAGGUCGUCCUCGUUGGCAACAGCACAGUCAACAACUCCACCUUUCACAACUUGUACGACGGAGGUAUCGACCUUGCCUGCUAUGAUGCCGCUGAGACCAACAAAACAUACCACCCAACAGUGUAUCUGAGUAACCUCAAUCCAAACCAGACGACACAGCCAGUGAUCGAAAACGUUGGCUGUCACAUCUAUGGCAACAAUGCAACGCCAUCCAGCUUGUCAUCAUCACUGUCCAUCCUGCUUAUCAUUGCCCUGAUCAAUCUCCUUGCGGUCAGGAUGGCUUUAUAA
This is a messenger RNA of Acytostelium subglobosum LB1, 324 nucleotides long. RefSeq lists its product as hypothetical. The record is from RefSeq and is a predicted model, not a curated record. NCBI's taxonomy places the organism in Eukaryota, Evosea, Eumycetozoa, Acytosteliales, Acytosteliaceae. The transcript has a single exon. Bases 1 to 324 code for a protein of 107 amino acids.